Messenger RNA from Lingula anatina, 1009 nucleotides. RefSeq names its product AP-1 complex-associated regulatory protein. Gene Ontology annotation, molecular function: AP-1 adaptor complex binding. Lineage: Eukaryota; Metazoa; Brachiopoda; Lingulata; Lingulida; Lingulidae. The record is from RefSeq and is a predicted model, not a curated record. Gene Ontology annotation, biological process: regulation of Arp2/3 complex-mediated actin nucleation; negative regulation of cell motility; negative regulation of substrate adhesion-dependent cell spreading.
CUUUAGCAUUUGGAGGAAGAGAGCCCGCAUCCAUAAAACUUCCGUCUUCAGUGGCAAUGCAUUUCUAUCAUAAUUCCACAAAAAUAACAUGAAUUAAGAGCACCGAAAUUUGAAAUGGGAAAUUGUUGCUCUGGCUGCCUAGGACGAAACAGAAAGAACUUCUUUCGAUCAAGAUACACUGUUGAUACUGAAAUGGGUAUUGAGUUUCAGAAUUUGAUGGACGAAGAAGCAAGUGCAACUGAAAUAAACAGAACUAUUUCUGACCAUGAACGAGAAGUACUGAAAAGUGGUUUAUAUGAGCAAUUAGUGCAUGAACAGAAAAAGAUAGAUGCAGAAAUAGAUGCUCAGUUUUUUUUUUAUUGUGGCCAGAACAGCUGAGUGGCAUAGAAAUGUUUGUUGUGUACUGUAUAAUGGACGUUGUGAUUUGGUUUGGGACAUGCUGAUGCUCUGCAACUGCCAAAAUGAACAGAAAAAAAGAAAAACCAUAUUACUGCAUUUCCCUCAAGGGCUUCCUGUAAAAGUGUAUGGCUGUUGUAACAGAUUGAUGCCUGGAGAAUAUUACUUGCCAAAGAUUAUCCAACACAGUUUUUAUUCUGUUGUUUGCCUAUUGUAAUCAUUAGUCAAAAGUGCAAUUUUUAUUUAGUAUCUUUGUAGGGAUUUGGGAAAUCAAUCAAAUGGUAUGUACAUUACUGGGAAUGGGAGUUCAUGAAUUAAAACUUAUUAGUUUGUACUAAUACUUGCUUUCUUUAUCAGUCUUUUAUGUUCUUUUAAUGAGGUUAAUCAUGUAGCUUUGCAAAUGCCAACUGCCAUUGUUUAUACAAGUGCACAAUCCACCAAAGAUGCAGCCUUAAUUUUCACUGUAGUACAUUUUACCAAAUGAAAUGAAGCUAGAGAUUUUAAUAUUUUUAUCAAUUAAUCACAUUAACGUCUAGCUAUUCAUUUUAACACUAGGGGGAAAGCUUGGAGAGUUUACUAAGGCAUUCAAUUUUUUUAAGUGCCUCUUUUCCAU